Molecule: messenger RNA, 604 nt
Organism: Rubroshorea leprosula
Lineage: Eukaryota; Viridiplantae; Streptophyta; Magnoliopsida; Malvales; Dipterocarpaceae
Source: the annotation of a GenBank genome assembly
GGAGGUUUGUGAAGUUUGAAGUUGGAUUGAACUAUGUUGUGACACAGAGAAGGAUCCAACGCCACCUAAUCUCAAAUGAACCCUACGCAACGCAGACUAUCAACAACCACAAUGACCGAAAAUAGUAGCGCUGGAUUCAGGUUCAGAUGGAUAUGGACCCAAGAGCCGCGCUCCCGACGGCGUUGCCUCAGAAUUCCGGCCAGAUGUUCCGCUGACCUUAGCGCCCAAUACGCCAUGCUCGGUCUCACUCCGCUUGCUUCCAAAUCUGGUGUUAAACGAGCGUCUCGCAUUGAAGUAUCAUCCAGGUGUGUUCAAAGGGGACGAUUUUCCUGAAAAGGAUAAAGCUUUUAGGGAGAUUGAAUCUGCAUAUGAGAUGAUGAUUCUAAGUUACAGGGCUUGGAGGUUGUCCUUCCCUCCUGAUUCACUUGCAGUUCAUUGAAGUUCCAUCGGCAAGGUGAAGAGUGCAGUUUUUUGGAGCCAAGCAGCAGUUGCAUGCUGGAUUAAGCCUUUUCUCACCUGAUGAAUUGCAGGUCAUAUAUUCAACAUCGAGACAGUAGAGAGGGCAAGCCUUGACUUGAACAUUUGCUGGGGUAAGAACUGCAGC